UCCGCUAGUGCUUGUGUCUCAGUAUCCAAUCUAAGUUAUAAAAGUGGACUCAAUUAUACUUAGCGCCACUUCCCAUAUCGCUACUCACUCUUUCUCUCUCUAACGUAGUAACGUGUUUCCCCUGUUCUCUUCUAAGCUCCAAGAAAUGUCAAUUAUAGCACGCAGAGGCAUCCGUUCAAUGCCAAGUCUAAAUGCUGCAAAAGUAUCUACUGCUUUACUAGAGAAAGGCCAAAGUCGUGUCAUAGAUGCUUCACUUACUCUUAUUCGAGAAAGAGCAAAGCUUAAGGGAGAACUUGUGCGUGCUUUGGGAGGUGCUAAAGCAACUUCAACUCUUCUUGGAGUUCCUUUGGGACAUAAUUCAUCUUUCCUUCAAGGUCCUGCAUUUGCUCCACCUCGCAUUAGGGAGGCCAUUUGGUGUGGUAGUACAAACUCAACAACUGAAGAAGGCAAGGAAUUACAAGAUGCUCGAGUGCUAACUGAUGUUGGUGAUGUCCCUAUCCAAGAAAUUCGAGAUUGUGGGGUAGAUGAUCACAGAUUAAUGAAUGUAAUUGGUGAAUCUGUAAAGUUAGUAAUGGAUGAGGAUCCAUUACGCCCCUUAGUUUUAGGUGGUGAUCACUCAAUAUCAUUUCCAGUUAUCAGAGCUGUCUCUGAGAAGCUUGGAGGACCCGUUGAUGUUCUUCAUCUUGAUGCACAUCCGGAUAACUAUGAUGCAUUUGAAGGAAACAUUUAUUCUCAUGCUUCUUCUUUUGCUCGAGUGAUGGAGGGUGACUAUGUUCGACGACUCUUGCAGGUUGGUAUAAGAUCAAUAACAGCUGAAGGGCGUGCACAAGCCAAAAAAUUUGGUGUUGAGCAAUACGAAAUGCGAACAUUUUCAAGAGAUCGCCACUUUUUAGAGAACCUGAAACUUGGGGAAGGUGUUAAAGGUGUUUAUAUCUCAAUAGAUGUGGAUUGCCUAGAUCCUGCCUUUGCUCCAGGAGUGUCUCACAUAGAGCCAGGAGGUCUUUCUUUCCGCGAUGUUCUCAACAUCCUGCACAAUCUUCAAGGCGAUGUUGUUGCUGGAGAUGUGGUCGAACUCAACCCGCAACGAGAUACCGUUGAUGGAAUGACUGCCAUGGUAGCUGCUAAGCUGGUGAGAGAACUGGCUGCAAAAAUUUCUAAGUGAUAAUCUCCUGCCUCCUCAUCUUACUUCAACCCCAUCAUUCCCUGAAGUGCACCUGAAGGAAUAACUUCGCAGAGUGGCAUCAAUUUUCACUACAUUUUACUUGAGGCUUUCAUAGAACAUGAUCAAUAACGCAAGUGUUUUGUAGAACUGUUGGUUUUCUGUUGAGUUGUAGUUGGACUUGUUUUUUGCAGUUUCAAAAUUCUGCAAGGACUUUUCAAUAAUUCACUGAUUGCAUCUUCUGUGAUAAGUUUUGUAGGUGCAAGUCCAUGAUACACAAACUAUUUUCUUA
Cajanus cajan (pigeon pea) is the source of this 1451-nucleotide messenger RNA. RefSeq names its product arginase (gene ARGAH1). Gene Ontology annotation, molecular function: agmatinase activity; metal ion binding. Lineage: Eukaryota; Viridiplantae; Streptophyta; Magnoliopsida; Fabales; Fabaceae. The record is from RefSeq and is a predicted model, not a curated record.